CUAGAUAGCAACGAGAAAUUUACUCAAUUGCCACCUGUGCCAAGUGAGUUAUUCAGGUAGCCUUCACUCGGCGAGGGCAUCAGCUUCUUACCUAGAUUCUUCAGUAGGUAGGUAGACCGAGGGGUGUAUUGCAUUGUGUCCGAUGGCCAAAGGUAUAUAAACCCUGGAGAUGUCCACGAAUUUAACUGGGAAGUAUCCUACUUCACUCCUGUUCUUCCAAAAGUAAAACAAUUCCUUCUUCGAACACCGGAGAAAUAGGGUGAAAAAAAAAAAGAAAGGUCAAUACCAGGUUAAACAUAUACGAAGCCCUCCUAAAACCUACAAGAUGCAUCUUCCCAGCCUCGCCCUUCUAGCUGCGACAGCUCCGACAGCUUUGGCGUGCACUUUCGGAAUCCAAUUUCGCUAUAUUCGUGGAGGUGGCGCUUCGGAACUCCAGUGUAUAGGGUUUGCGUACGACCAUGACAACGCGGACGUCAUGAAUGAAAACAAGGACGCUACUUCCAGAAUCCCAUGUGGGGGUGGUUGCACCAACCUUGACUUCAAGGGAAAGACAUACCAAUUCUGUUUUGACAGCGCCGCUGAUAUGGACAUCCACGGAGCCGCUACUGUUCAACGUGUUGAUGGCGGCGUUAAGGUUAACAUUGUGCCUGAUGGGGAGAAGAAGGUAGACAAAUUUACUGCCGGCCUCGGCAGUGUUGUCACACACGCCUUCUAUCGGUCUAACAUUGGGUGCCCCAGUGGGUGAUUCAAGGGGUAUGAGUGGUCGACUUCAAUUGGUAUAUACAAUAUCAUGCCAGUGUUGACUAACCUUAAAUAGGCCGAGGGCUGUCAUUCCUAAGCGGCUUCUUCCCCAAUCAUGUUGAAUAGAUUCAAGCAUUAUCCAUAGAAUUCCAAGUCAUUCCCGCUCAGGAAUCUUAUAUACUCAAUAUAGAGAAAGAGGAAACCAGUCGAACCGUAGAAUAAGAUGAGAAU
Messenger RNA from Aspergillus pseudotamarii, 972 nucleotides. RefSeq lists its product as uncharacterized. The record is from RefSeq and is a predicted model, not a curated record. Lineage: Eukaryota; Fungi; Ascomycota; Eurotiomycetes; Eurotiales; Aspergillaceae. The transcript has 2 exons. Bases 326 to 745 code for a protein of 139 amino acids.